UUUAUUUAUUUAUUUCAUUUUUAAUAUAGUUUUAUUUUUUAACACACACACUUUAAUAACUUGUUUAAUGAAAUGUAUGGGGUUGAUUGUUCUGAUGUAGUUUUAUGAUGCUUUUUUAUAUUGCUAUGAUGCAAUAUUGUUGUUACACAUUCAUGCCAAUAAAGCUAAUUUGAAUUGAAUUGACUCUAGCUCCUGGGCCUGAUCCUCUAACCUCAGCUGCUCUGCACAGAGCUCCCUCUGCUUGAUCCAGGAGAACAUCAGCUUCAGCAGCUGGUCAGCAGAGGCCUUGAUGAAGGUCUCUGUGUCCUCUGGAUCCUUUAACAUCAGCUGCCGUAGCAGGACAGCGGUGGCCAUGAUGGAGGUCUCUGUGUCCUCUGGAUCCUUUAACAUCAGCUGCUGUAGCAGGACAGCGGUGGCCAUGAUGGAGGUCUCUGUGUCCUCUGGAUCCUUUAACAUCAGCUGCCGUAGCAGGACAGCGGUGGCCAUGAUGGAGGUCUCUGUGUCCUCUGGAUCCUUUAACAUCAGCUGCUGUAGCAGGACAGCGGUGGCCAUGAUGGAGGUCUCUGUGUCCUCUGGAUCCUUUAACAUCAGCUGCUGUAGCAGGACAGCGGUGGCCAUGAUGGAGGUCUCUGUGUCCUCUGGAUCCUUUAACAUCAGCUGCUGUAGCAGGACAGCGGUGGCCAUGAUGGAGGUCUCUGUGUCCUCUGGAUCCUUUAACAUCAGCUGCUGUAGCAGGACAGCGGUGGCCAUGAUGGAGGUCUCUGUGUCCUCUGGAUCCUUUAACAUCAGCUGCUGUAGCAGGACAGCGGUGGCCAUGAUGGAGGUCUCUGUGUCCUCUGGAUCCUUUAACAUCAGCUGCUGUAGCAGGACAGCGGUGGCCAUGAUGGAGGUCUCUGUGUCCUCUGGAUCCUUUAACAUCAGCUGCUGUAGCAGGACAGCGGUGGCCAUGAUGGAGGUCUCUGUGUCCUCUGGAUCCUUUAACAUCAGCUGCUGUAGCAGGACAGCGGUGGCCAUGAUGGAGGUCUCUGUGUCCUCUGGAUCCUUUAACAUCAGCUGCUGUAGCAGGACAGCGGUGGCCAUGAUGGAGGUCUCUGUGUCCUCUGGAUCCUUUAACAUCAGCUGCUGUAGCAGGACAGCGGUGGCCAUGAUGGAGGUCUCUGUGUCCUCUGGAUCCUCAAACCACGGAGAAAUUCUGAAAGAAAGGAUAACUAAUUAUUUGGUACAACUAAUCCAUCUCCAUGACUACUGAGCAAUCUGCUGCUGAAGAUCAUGGGUGUGGCCUUUGGUGUGGGAGACCUGGGUUCAACUCCCACUGUAACACACCAGUGAGUCCCUAAGCAGGACACCUAACCCCUAGUUGCUUCAGAGACCUCUGACCUAUAGCAAUUGUAAAUCUCUUUGGAUAAAAGCGUCGGCUAAGAUGAAUAAAAAAAGACCAUAAAAUACAA
Messenger RNA from Micropterus dolomieu (smallmouth bass), 1448 nucleotides. RefSeq lists its product as uncharacterized. The transcript is spliced from 2 exons. The coding region runs from base 290 to 1249 and encodes 319 amino acids. The record is from RefSeq and is a predicted model, not a curated record. Lineage: Eukaryota; Metazoa; Chordata; Actinopteri; Centrarchiformes; Centrarchidae.